Vollenhovia emeryi is the source of this 835-nucleotide messenger RNA. RefSeq lists its product as uncharacterized. The annotation marks the transcript as partial. The record is from RefSeq and is a predicted model, not a curated record. The transcript is spliced from 3 exons. Lineage: Eukaryota; Metazoa; Arthropoda; Insecta; Hymenoptera; Formicidae.
AUGUGGGAGAAAAUACGCGUUGACGGAAAGAAGAAAUUAAAAGGCAAUGCUGUGCCCACAAUUUUCCCUGCUGAAUUGGAAAGUAGCACAUCUAUUAACACAAACGAUAAAACUAUUGAAUCUUCAGAAAGGUAUGAUGCAUUGCAAACAUUAAAUCAUGUUCAUACAAAUAAGCAGCAAGAGGACUGUCUUGGAGUAGAUGUUCCUAAUAUUAUUGCAUUAACAUCAAAUCCCUCUAGUCCUACUCAUUCAAAAGAAACAUGCAACGAAGAACUGAAUGAGGUUGAACGAUUAAAGAAACAGCUGGAAGAAGUCAACAGAAAACUUGAUUUGGCCCAAAAAAUUAUCUUGAAAAGUAACCGAUCUAAAAAUAUGUUAAAAAAGCAUAUUAAGAGGUUGACACGAAUAAAAAACAAUUCAAAGGACCAAAAUUAUGUGAGAUUAAAAUUAGCACUGAAACAAAUUUUUAAUGAUGAUCAAAUAGAAGCUCUCAUGCGUCGAUCCUCUCGCGGCCAUAUGUGGUCUAAUGAUACCAUAAAAAAGGCACUUCGAUUGAAAUUUUCCUGUGGUUCUACUGGCUAUCAGGAAUUACUGAAAGAAAACCUGCCUCUGCCAUGCGAACGUACACUUCGAAGGAAAGUAGAAAAUAUUCAAUUUCAGGAGGGAAUUUGUGACGACAUUUUUAAAUUACUAAAAGAUAAAGUUGCUCAAUUUAAAGACGUUAGAGAAAAAGACUGUUCACUUGUAUUAGAUGAAAUGUCUAUUACUCCAGGCCAACAAUUUGAUCCAUCCACACAGUCGUAUUAUGGAACUGCAUCGUUUUGCACGCGUAAUG